Arachis duranensis is the source of this 2298-nucleotide messenger RNA. Its product is annotated as scarecrow-like protein 30. Lineage: Eukaryota; Viridiplantae; Streptophyta; Magnoliopsida; Fabales; Fabaceae. Gene Ontology annotation, biological process: regulation of DNA-templated transcription. Gene Ontology annotation, cellular component: nucleus. The record is from RefSeq and is a predicted model, not a curated record. Bases 219 to 2120 code for a protein of 633 amino acids. Gene Ontology annotation, molecular function: DNA-binding transcription factor activity; sequence-specific DNA binding. The transcript has a single exon.
UAUAGGUUACUCUUCAACUUACACAAGUGUUUCAUAGAUACUGAACAAUACUACUGUGUUCUAUAGGAUUUAUCUCCUGUUAUCAUUGUCAGGUUCUAAUGAUGAUAUAUAAAUCAUUGAUUAAUAUCCAAAAAUUAAGUUAAAAGGGUUAGCUAUUUUGAUUUUUGAACCUUUCUUGUUACAUAUAGAUUAUAUCUUUGUUUAGCCUUAGAUUCAAUAUGCUUUCUACCAAUCCUUAUCUAGAAAAUUUCCCUGGUCAUCUGCAACCAACAAUGAAUGGUUUUCAUUCAUCAUCUUCAUCUUCUUCCGGAACCAUCUCAAGUGGAGAUUCCACUGAGUCUAUUAAAUAUUCCAACAACAUCCUCAGAUACAUAAGUGACAUCCUCAUGGAUGAGGAAGAUGACUUGGAGAACAAACCCUGUAUGUUGCAACAGUGUUUGAGGCUCCAAGCUGCUGAAAAAUCAUUCUCUGAGGUGCUUGGAAAUUCAUCAAAUUCUCCACCAUCUCAAGGCUGUGAUGAAAGCAACCAAGAUGGUGAUUACUGUCGCAGCACAAGCUUCGAAAGCUAUAGCAGCUUUAACACUGAUAAUAGCUCUUAUGAGUUUGAUUGGGUCAAUCUUGUUGGCGAGUAUGAAUCGUCUUUGCUACAAGCCUCUCUUCUUGGUGGAUCUUAUGGAACUCACUACCAGAACAUGGUUCCAUUGAUCAACAAUGAAGAGGGAUCUAGUCCUGGAACAAGGGAAAAGAGAAGCUAUCAGGUUGAUGAUGACGCUUCAUAUGAACAAGGCCGAAGAGGAAACAAGAUCUCAGCUACUGUUUUCUCCAACGAGUCAGAGCCACCAGAGAUUCUUGAUGAAGUGCUGCGUAUCCGGUUUGGAAGAAGUAAAAAGUAUUGUUGUGUUGAGCCCUUAUCGAAAAAUGACAUGCUGAAGAUGCAGAAUGUUGGAUCCAAUUCGAAGACAGCACGUUCAAAGAACAGAAACAGCAACACAGAUGCAACUGUGGAUUUAUGGACUUUGCUAACUCAAUGUGCACAAGCAGUGGCAGACUAUGAUAAGAGGAAUGCAUAUGAUACACUCAAGAAGAUUAGGCAGCAUUCUUCACCGUCCGGCGAUGGACUCCAGCGUAUGGCGCAUUACUUCGCCAUUGGCCUCGAGACACGGUUGAAUGCCGGAACACCGUCAUAUCCUCCCCUUGAUAUGGCAUCUGCUGCAGAUAUGUUGAAAGCUUACAAACUCUACGUUACAGCUUCGCCUUUGCAGUGGAUGACAAAUAAAUUGGCAACCCAAACAAUCAAGAACCUGGUUCAGAAUGAAAGCCGCGUUCACAUUAUUGACUUUGGAAUUUGCUAUGGUUUCCAGUGGCCCUGCCUUAUCAGGUAUCUGUCAGAGAGAAACGGGCCUAUAAAGCUUCGUAUAACCGGAAUUGAUCUUCCUCAGCCGGGUUUCCGGCCGACGGAAAGGGUCGAGGAGACCGGAAGACGGUUGGAGACUUUGUGUAAGAGGUACAAGGUGCCUUUCGAAUACAACUGCAUUGCACAGAAAUGGGAAACAAUCAGGCUUGAGGAUCUUAAAAUAGACAGGAAUGAAGUGACAGUGGUUAACUGCUUUUACAGGCUGAAAAACCUGCCGGAUGAAACUGUGUUAGUAAACAGUCCAAGAGAUGCAGUGUUGAAGCUGAUCAGGAGCAUUAAUCCAAACAUCUUCCUGCAUGGGGUAGUCAAUGGCUCUUAUAGUGCACCGUUUUUCCCGACUCGGUUCAGGGAGGCUCUCUUCCACUUCUCAUCGCAGUUUAAUAUGUUUGAAGCUAAUUGCCCCCGCGAAGAUGCAGAAAGGAUGAUACUUGAAAAAGGGACGAUUGGAAGGGAUGCUAUCAAUGUGAUAGCUUGUGAGGGAGCAGAGAGAGUUGAAAGGCCAGAGAGCUACAAGCAAUGGCAGAUUAGGAACAAGAGAGCAGGCUUCAAGCAAAUUCGGGUGGAUCAGGAAUUGGUGAAUGAAAUCAAGGGAAUGGUGAAGAAUGAGUAUCAUAGAGAUUUUGUGGUUGACCAGGAUGGCAACUGGGUUUUGCAUGGCUGGAAAGGUCGUAUUUUUCAUGCUCUCUCUGUUUGGGUUCCUGCAUAAGCAGAAAGCAGUUAGUAACAUAGUUUGGUAAUGAGAUUCUAUACUUUGUUUUUAUUUUCUUUUCUUCCUCUAUGACGGUUGUAUAAUAUAAGAUAAAUAUUGAUGUUUACAUCCCUUCUUGUAUUAACCUAGCAAUCAAUCAAUCAUAUUCCCUUUAUUUGUUUUAGACUUGGCUCAA